Messenger RNA from Maniola jurtina (meadow brown), 648 nucleotides. RefSeq lists its product as uncharacterized. Bases 1 to 648 code for a protein of 215 amino acids. NCBI's taxonomy places the organism in Eukaryota, Metazoa, Arthropoda, Insecta, Lepidoptera, Nymphalidae. The transcript has a single exon. The record is from RefSeq and is a predicted model, not a curated record.
AUGGUACUUCUAAGUCCCUCAAUCAGGGGUCUUAGACGACUACUCAACAUCUGUGAACAAUAUGCUAGAGAUCACGGCCUUAAAUAUAAUGUUAAAAAGACGCAGAUGAUGGUUUUCCGUGCAGGCAAGGGCCCGGAGAGGAUCCCGUCGGUUUUCUUAGAUGGAGUUCCUGUAGAAAGGGUGGCGCAAUUCAGGUAUCUGGGGCAUAUUUUAACUGAGGAUCUACGUGAUAACCAAGACAUGGAACGAGAAAGAAGGGCUUUGUCUGUUCGGUGCAACAUGCUCGCACGCAGAUUUGCGCGGUGUAGUACUGAGGCGAAGCUGACACUGUUUAGAGCAUAUUGUCAAUGCUUUUACACGUGUCAGCUUUGGGUCAACUGCACCGCAAGUGCACGUAGCAGCAUCAGAGUGCAGUAUAAUAACGCAUACCGUAUUCUGAUGAAACUGCCUAAAUACUGCAGCGCGUCGGGCAUGUUUGCUGACGCCAAAGUGCCCGAUUAUUUCGCGAUUAUUAGAUCUCGGGUUGCGGCUUUCUGGUUCCGCAUCCGCAAUUCUCAGAACGAGAUCCUCAGGGUAUGCUCUGAGUGUCCUGAAAAUCGCAUACCGAAGUACUGGCUUGCCGUGCAUCGUGGCAACAACCGUAAAUAA